AACAUUACCUGGACUUGGAACAGGAAUGAUAAAGCAUGGAGCAAAAACUAUUCAAGGGAGCUCCAUUUGGGACACAGUCAGCAAGGUUUGAUAUUUCUGGGGUUCACCCUAAAAGAAAGCAGAUUGGGACAUUCACAGAAGUUGCACAUUGCAAAAGAUUCACUGAUGAUCUGGUGAGCAGCCUGGGCCCAGGUAGAUAUGAGGUGGAUGCUGGCGACCUCAGUCAGCGUGCUCUGCGGAGCGAGACGGCAGGGCAGGCCCGGAGGAAGCAGCUGGGGGCUAACAUGCCUCACAUUCUCCAUCGGAAGUCAUGGUCCACCCAGUGCCAGCUGAGAGAUGCACUUGGACCUGGGAAAUACCACCUCAAAAGUUUUGUUGAUGUACUGAAGGAGAAACCCAGCAGUGCGAGGGGUGUGUGUGAUUCUCUUGAGGACAGAUUCAAGGAAUAUAUUAAGAAGUAUCCCGCGGGCCCAGGGAGUUAUGGGAAAGGGGGCAUCCCUAGCAGUCUGCUGGACGAGAGGAGGUCCAGACCCACGGGCAGCUGUGCCACCAUGGACUUCAACGCUGGAGUGGAGCGGUUCCCAGAGAGACCAGUGGACUGUGGUUUGUAUCCUGGCACUUACAAGAUGAAGUCCUUCACUGAGUUAAUCCUGGAGCACCAUGUCGGUAAGAAAGGGCCAUAUGAGAUUUUCACAGGCCGAAGAGACAAACCCAUCAACGCUGGAUACUUUGCAGCUCCGAGAACAGCUACUGUGAAUCCAGGACAAUUCUUCCUGCCACCCAUGUUUGGCGACGGGCUCAAGAAGCAGAGGCAACAUGGCAAAUUGGGCCAAAUGGAGCGCUUCGCCACUGUGCCGAGUGAACGCAUCUUCCACAGCACACUGGCACAGAGACCUGAACCAGCAAACUGGCCUGGCCCUUGUGACUACAUGAUCGCUCCUCUCUCCAGGGUGGAGAACAGUAAUCCGCCCCCGUUCUUCUCCCCCACGCGUCGCUUCGGCCCAAUCGUUGGGAAAGCGUUGCAGGGCAGCUCUUGUAUUGCGGGCCCAGGCCGCUACAACAUCGGCCAAAAAGCGUCUAAGAACUACAAAAAAGGAAGCACUGCUUUUAAGUCACGGACAAAGAGAUACUUGGACAACAUAGACCAGGAUACCUUUGGCCAGGAGAAACUGAGGCCAUUCAACAUCCCAGCUGAGCAGAGGCCCUAUCACAGGCGCCCAGAUGAGGCUGUGGCAUGUUCUACGGCUGCCUUCUAGACUGGAGACCCACUCUGUGCACAUAUAAAUAUUUGAAAUGAAUGCAUAAAAUGUGCAUCUGUUUCUAUUCAUAACAAAAACAAAAUUGAACUCUGAUGCUGUUAUCUGAAGGUGAUAGUAGUACCAUCCCUCUUUAGUCAGAUUUGAUAUGUUACAGUAUGUUGGAAAUCCAGUGUCUUGCUU
Molecule: messenger RNA, 1439 nt
Organism: Sardina pilchardus (European sardine)
Lineage: Eukaryota; Metazoa; Chordata; Actinopteri; Clupeiformes; Clupeidae
Product: ciliary microtubule-associated protein 2-like
Exons: 10
Coding region: 36-1256 (406 amino acids)
Source: RefSeq, a predicted model, not a curated record